Molecule: messenger RNA, 5100 nt
Organism: Drosophila innubila
Lineage: Eukaryota; Metazoa; Arthropoda; Insecta; Diptera; Drosophilidae
Gene: Skeletor
Product: protein Skeletor, isoforms B/C
Exons: 7
Coding region: 266-4807 (1513 amino acids)
Source: RefSeq, a predicted model, not a curated record
GGUUUUGGAGUUCGUCGUCUCUGGUCGUGAUCGUGCAGCAGUCGGAAAAGCAAAUCCGCCCCCAAGUCCAAGCAAGUCGUCCCAAAAGCUUGCGUGUGUGAGUGUGAGUGUUUGAGUGCUUAGCCAACGGUCGGAUUCAGCAACAACUAACUGAAUCUGUGUGUGUGUGUUCAUUGUGUGCCAAGUGCCAGGAUCUUCCAACAAAAAUAUUUACAAAUCAAAGUAAACAUAAUCUUAGCUCCAUUUGGAGUUCCAGUUGGCAGCCAUGUCAGCCGUGAAGGAUAAGCCGUGUCUGCUGCUUGUUGGCCUAUUGGCCGCAUUGAGCUCACUGCAGCUUUACUGUGAUGCCGCCUAUCCAUACUACGGCACCAAGAUCGGCUCUCUAACCCGACUGCAUCAUGGCGUAUCCGGCGACGUUUAUGCCGUCGAUUCCCGUACGAUUUUCAUCAAGAAAUUCAACUACGAUGGCGAAGCUCCUGCCGCCUACUUCUAUGUGGGCAACACGGCACGUCCGGGCACUGAGGGCGCGGCACGCCUUAGGGAUGAGCGUGGUGGCACCACUGCGUUGUCACAUCGCUAUCGCAACAAGGAUAUAACUCUCUCAUUGCCAGAGGGCAAGACGCUACGCGAUGUCAAGUGGUUCUCGGUGUGGUGCGAUGAGUUUGCCGUCAACUUUGGAGAUGUGGCCAUACCAAGCACCUUGGACUUUCCACGUCCACAAAAGAUUAAUGCACUGCGUGGUGUCCAUGGCGUGUCCUCCGAUAAUAUUGUCAUUGUGGAUGCACAGACGUUGUUGGUUCCAAACUUUAGCUAUGAUGGCGAGGCGCCAGAUGCCAAGUUCUGGGUGGGUCGUGGACAGCGUCCCUCACCCGAAGGUCUGCGCAUACCCGAUGAAAAUGGCAAGGAGAAUCCGUUGCGUCGCUACGACCGCAAGACAAUUGUAUUGACGCUGCCGGAAGAUUUGACCAUCUUCGAUAUUGGCCACUUUGGUGUGUGGUGCGAGGCGUUCACCGUUGACUUUGGACAUGUCCGCCUACCCGAAGGUCUCAAUGUGCCGCCCUCGCUGAAAAUGCUGGGCAUCAGUCCUCAGUCGAAGCUUAACUGUGAGGUGCUCUAUGAUGAUCUGGCCUUUGAAGUUCGCUGGGCCGUGGCCGGUGAGAGCAUCGUUGUGCAAUUGGUCGCUAAAUUGGAACCCAACAAUUAUAUGUCCUUUGGCAUCUCACCGAACAAGAAUAUUAGUCAAAUGAUUGGCGCCGAUGCGACAGUCGCUUGGGUGGAUCCGGAAACUGGCAAUGGCUUUGCCCAGGAUUAUUUCCUAGACGGCAAGGCUCAAUGCUCAGGUGGACGCGGUGCCUGUCCAGAUGUCAAGAUCCAGCAGAACACCAACUCCAUCCGUCUGCUCAAUGCUGCCAUGGUCAAUGGCUACUCCAUUGUCACCUAUCAACGUUCGCUGUCUGCCACGGAUCGUCUGGAUUUGCCCAUCUCCGUGACGGAUGCGGAGUCCGUUGUGUGGGCCAUUGGACCAUUGAAUGACUACAGAGAGGUCUCCUUCCACACCUAUUACAACAAGCACUUACAUCAGAUAGAAUUUGGCCGCCAGCCGAAAUGGAAUUGUCCCUUGCCGGAGGGCGCCAAGCCGGGCAUCAAUUCCGCCGAACAAGAGGAUGAAGUCACUCAGGCCAGCUCCACUGGCGGUGCAGGAUAUCCACCAGCGGGUCGUCCCAACAUUGAACCCGAUGAGGAGUUCUACGAGAAUCGCCCUCAGGCUCUGCAUGGCACCACGCCAGCACAUGCUCCACAAAGACGCCCGGAGUCCGCUUUGGCCACACAACAUCGUCCAGUGCCUACGCCGAAGCCAGUUAACAGCAACGGAGCCUGGGACAUUCCGCCCAUCCAAUGCCAUGAGCCAGAGGAUGGUGUCUUCUAUGCCCAAAUGGGUCCAACGGGCGGCAAGCACGGUUAUCCUGCAAUAACCGGUCACGUGGGCUGGGGCAUCUCGUGGUACAUUAAUGGAUUGCUCAUUCCCGAGCUUCAUGUGGUGCGAGGCAGAACCUACACCUUUGUGGUAGAGGGUGGCAAUAAUCCCGACAUACCCGCCAAGUAUCAUCCAUUCUACAUUAGUGACGAUCCCGUUGGAGGCUACGAGCACAAGCGCGAGGAGGAGAAGAAGGCUGUACGCAUCUUUGCUGGUGUUCAUCGAUCCCGAUCCGGGCAGGUGACGCCCACGGGUGUGGGUCGCUUAUGCAACUGGACACCGGAUGUGGAGGGACCACCGGCGGAUGAUUUUCAAUCUUUCGGUGCAUACCAACGCACAUUAACGCUCAAAUGCGACGCAGGCGAACCUGGAGUGAUCAGCUGGAAACCUGAUAAGAAUACGCCGGAUACCGUGUACUAUCACUGCUUUACGCAUCGCUAUCUGGGCUGGAAGAUUCACGUGCACGACACAUGCGAUGGCAUUGGUGAUGGUAUUGGUGCUGCCUCAGAUCGGCAUGAGAUUCGGGAGCCGGCGCCCAUCCGGGAAGACUAUGCCGCCGAGUCAUCGAUACGCCACGAAACCAAGGUCAGCCCCAACGAUAAUUUUUUAUUGAAGCACCAAACCGAUUUGAUUAAGAAUCACAAUAUGAAUGGAACACCGCCUAAACUGAGUUUUGAAAUAACCAAAUCUUCGGAAAUAACCAAACUGAUUUCAGAUGGCAUCCGCGCUGCUGAGGCUCUCGAGGAGAGCCUACUAAGGAACCAAACAAUCGCCGCCGAUGCACCACCGACACACAUUAAAGAUAACGGCAGCCAGAACGGUUCUAGAAUACCAUCGAGACCAUUGCUGGUCCCGGCCAGACCAGAGAUAUUGCAUGGCGAAACUCAUUCAUUGAAAUCAUCCUCAUCCUCAACUUCAUCUUUAUCCUCAUCCUCAUCGUCAUCAACUUUAAAUUCAGGCUCGUCAGCUUCACCUUCAGCUUCCCUGGUCCACUCGAAACUGCCCAUUUUCGCCGCACCACAAUCUCAUUUGCAUCAGCGUCUGCAAUAUCCGUAUCUGCACCAUGCACCACACUUCCCACACCCUCAUCCCGCACAUGCACAUCAUCAUAUUGCUCAUAAUGCACAUAAUGCUCACUUGGCACUGCAUCAUCAUCACAAUCUAACCAGUAAUAUUCCAGCACUGGCGCAGAAAACAAUUAGUCUAUCCGAAUAUCUGCGACCACCGCAGAAUGCACCGCUUUUCCAUCCCGUCAAGCUGCCCGGACGACGACCAUAUCCGGGUCCCAUUAAGAAGGUGCCCGCCUCCCGGCCAGUGUUGCCACAACAGCAUCCUCCGAUCGGUGGCAUCCUUCCGCAGUCAUCGCUGAUUGUCAAUCAUUAUCGUAAGCCGGUGCCCGGCCUGUUGAAGCCCUUCCUCAAGGAGAAACAUUUUCCAAUACAACCCAUUGCCGCUUCCGUGCUUCUCUUGGGUCAGCCCACGGAGCUCAGUGGUCUGGGGCAGAGGAAGACAGAUGCGGCAGAGCGUGGCAAAGUUAAGGCCAAGCCCAUUGUUGCACUCCCCGUCCCGUAUGUUGAUCUUGAGCCACAAGCAUCCCUUAAGAAUCCCGCCUAUUUUAAUGUAAAUGCCAAAGUGGAACAAAAACCACUUUUGACCACCACAACCACUACGACCACGCCCCUUAUCAAACGCCCACUGCCGGAGGAGCCAUCGCCUCAACAAAUCGCCAGCAUGCGUCCGGCCAUUAAUCAAGGAUUCAAGCCGGACUCCGUGGUCGUUGAGAGUGGCUUCCGUCCAAUUGUGCGAAACGAUGGCAAUGGAGUACAGCUGCCACCGGAGUUGAUCGAACAGGUGGCACAUAGACGCGAGGAUGCGGGCACUGAAAUUGAUGAGGUCAUGGAGACAGAUACACUUUUCCUAACCGCACAACAAAGCGGCAGCGAGACACAGAGCUUUGAGCCCAUGUUUAUACCAUCUCCGCUGGACAGUACCAAUGCGACCAGGUUGGCCGCGAAGACGCCCCAAGAUCCAAUUGAUACCGUUGCAAUCCCAUCCUCGACGGCCUUGAAAUUGCCCUCUGCAGCACUUAAACAUUCUCUGCCAUCGGCAGCCCAACUUCGUAAGCCUUCUCUGGAAGAGCUCUUCCACGGCGAUGGCGAUGAUGAAACGCUAAGUGAUGCAGAGGAUCAACAGGAUGGCUUAACGCCGACAAAUACUCCUUAUGUGGUUUUAAAGAAACAAAACUCUGCUGAAAUGAUAGACACACAUGAGGAGGAUUCGGACUAUGACGAUUUGGCCAAUCUAUUCGAUACCGAGGAGGAGCAUCAACAGGCACAGCAUAAUUUAGAUGAUGAUCUAGAGACGGAACCGGAUGACAAAGUCGCCCAAGCAGCUGAACGUAUAGAUACCUAUUACUUGCCACCAGAUAAUCGCAAGAUUCCACAUGCCAGCAUCCCCAGCGGUGCUGUGUACACCUUCGAUGGUAAGUCUGUGGUGGACAGUACACUGGUACUGCCACCCAAAUUGGAUGCCCGCGACACUGGACACUCGCGUCACAACCACUACGGACUUUCAGCAUCUGAGAAAUUGGUACGCACAACUCCGCAAUUUGGUGUCUAUCGCGGUGAAUUGCCAGAGGAGUUUCUAUCGACAUUACAGCCGGGUGUACAGCCAGUUACGGAUUAUACAAAUACGGCAGGCACUUCGACGCUGCCUGGUGCUACCGACAGCCCAUAUCAAUCGCCAUCAUCGCCAUCAAUAACAUCGUCAUUGCGACCCAUUUCAACCAAGUUGCACUUACUCAAACCCGACAUCAAUGACAAUAGCACGUAGAGAAUUGGCCACACAGGUGUGCAAUAGUUUAAUUCAUUGAUUAGAUAAGCAUUUACAACUGCAAGCAGUUACCAAUUGAAUUUGUACUCAUUAACCAUACUCGUAUAACAUAAAUAAAAUAAUCCCGUAUUAGUUGUAGGCACCUUUUAUAAUGUGUUUCAAUCACAUUUUCGACGCUCUUAAUUUUAACCAAACUCAACAAUUUCACAUACACAAUUAGCUAAGCUGAAAUCUAUGUUUAAAAUGCAUUUUAGUCGUUGUCUAUGAAAUAAAACUUAAAUAAAACAUUUUAA